AAAAAACAAAGUGUAAAUAAAUCGAACAAAAAAUAAAAAAGAAUUAAAAAAUAAGUAAAUAAAAAGAAACAAGUUUCGAUAGUUUUGGAAGGAACGAUCCUUCUUCAACAGAACUAAGAUACAAGUUGUCAAAAAUGAUUAGUUUGAAGAAUGUGAUCAAUGUCAUCGUAUUAUUAAAUUUAAUAUGUCUUGGAUCAAUCAUUUGUCAGGAUUUUAAGUUGAAUGAUCCUGCAGUACAUGAGCCGGAUUUUGAAAUUCCGGAGUACGUAAUACCAUGUUCACAAAAGGAUCCCAAAGUCGAAGUAUGCGUGGCAAAAUCGAUUAACCAUCUGAAACCGUAUUUAAUAAAAGGAAUACCGGAGUUGGAUUUGCCAUCGAUCGAACCACUACAUAUAUCGGAAUUGCGUAUGGACAAUGGUCAGGGUGCGGUCAGAGUUAGCGCAUUAUAUUCCAACAUUACCGUUAAUGGUGCGAGCAAUUACAAUGCCACGAAAGUACGAGUAGAUUUGAAAAAUUUGAGAUUUGAUCUUCACCUAACCAUUCCCAAGGUCGAGUUGCAAGGUCGUUACGAAAUUGCUGGAAAUGUUCUUUUGUUUCCAAUUAAAAGUCAUGGAGACUUUUGGGCAUUGUUUGGUGACAUAGCAGCAGUAGCACGUACCCAAGGAGCAAUACAAAUUCGUGAUGGUGUACGUUACAUAGAAUUCACUAAAUUACUCAUAGAUUUUAGUCUUGGACAUGCAAGAUUUCGUAUUAACGACGAAUUAAAUGGUAACAACGUUAUUGGUCAAGCGAUGAAUCAGUUUCUCAAUCAACAUGCGAAAGAGAUUAUCGAAGAAAUGAGACCGGCUGCUAGUAGUAGCAUUGCCAAACACUUCUUAUCAUUUAUUAACACGGCUUUCAAUAAGAUACCACUUAAAGUUUGGUUAAAUGACGUAUAAAUGUACAACGAUUACAAAUAUAUAUUUUUAUGUUUCAAUAAUACAAUAACAAAAAAUAAAUAUAAUAAAAUAAAAAGAAGGAAUAAGACGAACAAAAAUAAGAUCGAAUAUGUACGACGUACGAAUAUCGAAUGAUUAUUAUAAUAUUUGUUCGGUUAUUUGAAUAUUUUCAUAUACGUGUACAUGUAAAUUCUUAAUUUAAAAAGAAAAAAAAAAUAGGAAUACGUUUCAAAAUUUGUUUUCUUUUUUUAUAAAUCAUUUAUAGAGAUACGUAAAUAACUCGCAUGCGUUCUUUGCAAAGAUACGACAUGUGCAGUAUGAUUAUAUUCGAGACGUUCAAUGAAAUCAUACCAAAUUAAUUAACGAACGAUAUUUCGUGGUUUUCGAAAAAUGUUCGUUACCUAUAAAAUUGUUAUAAAACAAAACAAAUAACAGAAGAUUUAUUAUUAAUAACAAUUAGUUUCGUAAUGUUUAACUCAGAAUUAUUUAGAUCUCUAUAGUACGCGUGUGUGCGUACACACAUACAUACACACAUAUAAAUAUUUAUAAAUAUAUAUAUAUAUAUAUAUAUAUAUAUAUAUGUAUAUGUAUAUACACAUAAGUAACGAUCAAUAGUUUCGUCAGAUUUCAUUCGAUAUAAAUUGUAAAAAUAAUUAAUAUCGAUCUCACACUUUUAGAAAAUUUGUUAUCCAUGGUGUUGUAUAUAGUUUUUCAUAAAAGACAAACAAAUUAAACGAAUAAACGAAAGUACUUAAAAACAAACAAGUAAUUCAAAGUAAAAAAAACUUUAGCAACU
Polistes dominula (European paper wasp) is the source of this 1734-nucleotide messenger RNA. RefSeq names its product protein takeout. Lineage: Eukaryota; Metazoa; Arthropoda; Insecta; Hymenoptera; Vespidae. Gene Ontology annotation, biological process: multicellular organismal reproductive process. The record is from RefSeq and is a predicted model, not a curated record.